Messenger RNA from Ficedula albicollis (Collared flycatcher), 1270 nucleotides. It is a transcript of the gene PAFAH1B2, whose product is annotated as platelet activating factor acetylhydrolase 1b catalytic subunit 2. The coding region runs from base 94 to 783 and encodes 229 amino acids. The transcript is spliced from 5 exons. Lineage: Eukaryota; Metazoa; Chordata; Aves; Passeriformes; Muscicapidae. The record is from RefSeq and is a predicted model, not a curated record.
GGUGCAGCGGAUUCCAGCAGCCCUUGCCCAGCCCUGCCGCUGUGGGAGCUGCUGGAAGCAGUGGGUGUGAGCUGUUCUUUCCACAGGAACAGAAUGGGCAUGGGGGACUCCAACCCAGCAGCAGUCCCACACGCCGCCGAGGACAUUCAGGGGGAUGACAGGUGGAUGUCACAGCACAAUCGGUUUGUCCUGGACUGCAAAGACAAGGAGCCCGACGUGCUCUUCGUGGGGGACUCCAUGGUGCAGUUGCUACAGCAGUAUGAGAUAUGGCGAGAGCUCUUCUCCCCGCUCCAUGCGCUGAAUUUUGGGAUUGGUGGAGACACCACGGGACAUGUUCUAUGGAGACUGAAGAAUGGUGAACUGGAGAACAUCAAACCCAAGGUCAUUGUUGUUUGGGUUGGAACAAAUAACCAUGAAAACACAGCAGAAGAAGUCGCAGGGGGAAUCGAGGCCAUCGUGCGCCUGAUAAACACCCAGCAGCCACAGGCCAAAGUGAUUGUGCUGGGCCUGCUACCUCGUGGAGAGAAGCCAAACCCGCUGCGGCAGAAGAACGCCAAGGUGAACCAUCUGCUGAAAGCCUCGCUGCCCAAACUGCCCAACGUGCAGCUGCUGGACGUGGACGUGGGCUUCGUGCACUCGGAUGGCACCAUCUCCUACCACGACAUGUUCGACUUCCUGCACCUGACGGGCGGGGGCUACGCCAAGGUCUGCAAGCCCCUCCACGAACUGAUCAUGCAGCUGCUGGAGGAGACCCCCGAGGAGAAACGAGCUGCCCUGGCCUGAGUCGCUGCUGUCAGCGUGGAGAGCAUCAUCCAGCCCAUCAGAUCAGUUCUGUCACUGGCACUACAGAAUCCUUCUUUCUUAAAGCACUUUCCAUUGUAGAAUGUUACCGGAUGUCCGUACCUAGUGUUUUCAGGGGGAAGGCUCAUGUUUAACUGGUCUUGUACAUACGAGGGCCGGCUGGGUUGGUUUUAUUGCAGGAGGAAAUUAGCUGAAGAAGAGUUUUACUUUUAAACCGUUCCUCAUUUAAAACGAGAACAGGACUGUCACUCUGUGCCCCUCUCAUGUCUUGUUGCCCUGUGGUUGUCCUAGACCCCUUGUAGCCUGUCCGACAGCCCCACUCCUGGCUCACCGUUCCUGGCUGCAGCCAUCAUGCUCUGUGUAUUUGCCUGGGAACAAGAAUCACAUUCCACUUGCAAAAGCCAGAACAGAUGCAUUUUUCCAAGCUCGGUUCCACCGUUUAGGUGGGGUUUUUUUUUUCUUUUUUUUU